AUGUCGAAAGCCACCAUCGCCGUCAUUGCCGCCGUCAGCGCCGGCGCCGGUGCAGCGGCCACGGCGGCCAUGUGCAGCGACUCGCACACUCCCAUCGCCAAGGUGAAGACCGCACUACUCUUCGAAUACGGCUUCCCCGGCCCCACCGCCGACCUCGCAACCCGACAAGCCCUGAUCUCCUCCUACGACCGGCGCACACGCAACCCGCACUGGGUGGCGGAGCACAUCACGCCGUCGUCGCUGAGCAUCCGCGACGGCGACCGCAAGCACAGCGCCUUCCUGGAGGACCCGGCCAUCCCGGACAAGUUCCAGGCCAAGCUCAAGGACUACGCGCGCUCGGGCUACGACCGGGGGCACCAGGUGCCCGCCGCCGACUGCAAGUGGUCGCAGGCCGCGAUGAACGACACCUUCUACCUGAGCAACAUGUGUCCCCAGGUCGGCGAGGGCUUCAACCGCGACUACUGGGCGCACUUUGAGGAUUUUUGUCGGCGGCUGACCCAGCGCUAUCCGAGCGUGCGCGUUGUGACGGGUCCGUUGUAUCUGCCGAAAAGGGAUGUGGAGGACGGGAAGUGGUACGUCAAGUACGAGGUGAUUGGGAACCCGCCGAAUGUGGCGGUGCCGACGCACUUUUACAAGGUGAUUUAUGCCGAGGAGCAGACCGCGCCGGGGGGGAAGGUGGCGCUGGGGGCGUUUGUGCUGCCGAAUGCCGUGAUCCCCAACGCGAAGCCGCUGAGCGACUUUGAGGUGCCGCUGGAGGCGGUGGAGAGGGCGAGUGGCCUGGAGUUUGCGAGCAAGCUGCCGGCGGCGAGGAGGAAGCGGUUGUGUGCCGAGACGAGUUGCUCUGUGGUGGUGAAGGAGUAUGCGGAGCUGCAGAAGGCGUUUGCGAAGAAGUAG
Molecule: messenger RNA, 894 nt
Organism: Chaetomium globosum CBS 148.51
Lineage: Eukaryota; Fungi; Ascomycota; Sordariomycetes; Sordariales; Chaetomiaceae
Exons: 2
Coding region: 1-894 (297 amino acids)
Biological process (GO): apoptotic DNA fragmentation
Cellular component (GO): mitochondrial inner membrane; nucleus
Molecular function (GO): RNA endonuclease activity; single-stranded DNA endonuclease activity; nucleic acid binding
Source: RefSeq, a predicted model, not a curated record